Molecule: messenger RNA, 1501 nt
Organism: Thlaspi arvense
Lineage: Eukaryota; Viridiplantae; Streptophyta; Magnoliopsida; Brassicales; Brassicaceae
Source: the annotation of a GenBank genome assembly
AAAGAUUUUAUGAGCAAGCUGCAAGGUUGCAAUCAUAUUCGUCCUUUACGUUAUCUUCUUCACUCUCCCAUCUCUUCAAUUUUCCAAAAAUGAAGAAAAUAGUUGUAUUCAAGUUUGAAGUUUUUGAUGAAAGCAUCAAACAGAUAGCUACGGAAGUUGCCAGGGAGUUUCCAGGAGUUACUUCGGUGGUAAACGUUGAAGGAGAAGGUCAGCUAGAGGUGAGGGGAGAAUUUAGUACGUUUGAACUGACAAGGGAACUAAAGAAGAUAAAUGAAUCUGUUGAGACAUUCAAGAUUGGAACAGAUGGAGUAACGGAGCCUCAAGUCAAGAUCCAGCAGCAAGAUGAAGGCAAACGACCUAUUAACAUAGAAGAAGCGAGUAAGCCUUCCAAUGAUGACGCCAGCAGCUCAAACGGGACAGAACCGCAAGCAUAUGGAUGGUGGGAUCAGGCAAAAGCUAUCGGUGCGGGUGCGGCUGAGCAGGCAAAAGUUAUCGGUGCGGGUGCAGCUGGGAAGGCAAUAGAUAUCGGUGUGGGUGCGGCUGGGAAAGCAAUAGAUAUCGGUGUGGGUGCGGCUGGGGGUGUAUAUGGAUAUUUAGAAAGAAGAAAAAUGCAAGAAAAAGUUCGUCGCCGCAAUGAAUGGCUGAAGGAAGAAGACAUGAACCAAAAGAAGAUCUGGCAGGAGAAGGAGAAGGAAAAGAUGAGAAAACAAGGUUUAGCAAAGAAGGAAGAAGAGAUGAAACAAAAGAAGAUCUUGGAGGAGAGGAAUAGGAUCUUGCAGGAGAAGGAGAAGAAGAGGAAACAAGAUUUAGCAAGGAAGGAAGAAGAGAUGAAACAAAAGAAGAUCUGGCAGGAGAAGGAGAAGGAGAAGGAGAAGGAGAAGAAGAGGAAACAAGAUCUAGCAAGGAAGGAAGAAGAGAUGAAACAAAAGAAAAUCUGGCAGGAGAAGGAGAAGGAGAAGAUGAGAAAACAAGGUUUAGCAAACCAUCCAGGAGGAACGACACAAGGUUCAACGGCGACAAGCAACACAGUAAGUUGGUGGGACACCAUACGACCCACAAUAUUUACCGGAGAACCCAGUGGAUUCACGCAAACACUACGAACCGGACAAACAAGUGCAUACACGCAAGAUUACCGUAGGGAAGAAAAAGAAAACAAAGAAUCAGCUGCAAAGAAAGGGAAGAACGGAAAUUAAAUGAUCUAUUCGAAGUCUAAAGACGCUGAACGGGUAUCAAACAUUUCAUUAGAAAACGUUUUGAGUCCAUGGACUAGCGUGUUCUGGACUAAAAAAUUAAUAUCAUCUUCUAAAGUGAAGUUUGUGUUCUUUUUUGUUGUGGUGUCAAAUAUAGAUUUUCUAUUGUUUUUGUUUGCCUUAAGAGUUGAUCAUCCAAGUUGUGGUGAUAUCGUUUGUGUUCUUUUUUGUUUUCUAUAGUGAAGUUUGUGUUCUUUUUUGUUUGCCUUAAGUGAUAUCGUUUUGUUGAUAGAGGUUAAUUAAAAAUCGAG